AUGUAUAUACCGAGAGCCUCUGUCCGACGGAUAAGUCCGCUUCUGCGCCCUCUCCGACCUCCGAACAUCCAGCUGCAGCCACCGAAGCCCAGGCUUUUCACCCAGAACUCCCAGCUCCUCCUCAUAUCACAACCCGCUCUCCGACCUCAGGUCCCCUUCCUGAACUCUCCCCGACAUCUCCCAGCUCGCAACAACGUCUACCGCCUCCAGCUCGCUCGGCUUCUCACCACCGAACGCAAGCGUUACCUCAUCGAUGAGCUGAAGCGGGGCAUCAAGAUCGGCGCCGGCAUAUUUACCGUCCUCGUCCUCGUCGGCAUCAUUGCAAUCGGUGUCCACGACGAGAAGCUGCAGCGGCAGUUUCCCAGCCCGCCGGACUGGAGCUUCAUGGCGGCCCGGACGUACCGCAGCGCGCGAGCCCAGGAGGACCCGGAGUUCAACGGCACGGGAAUCACGGACUGGGCGAGCACGGCGAACAUGUUCCGGCACGUCUUACGGCGGCUCGAGGAUCCCAAGCGCGAUGGCAAGGGCCUCGUCGAGCAGGAGGAAGGCGGCAUCUUGGUGCCUGGAGCCGGCAAGGCCGGAUACGACCUCACCGCCAAAAGCGAGCCGUGGAGACGAGGCUACUUCGAGACGUUGAUGCAUCUGGCGAGAUGCGCCGAGCACCUUGACACCUGGGUCCGCGACAAGACCCGCAACCGCGCCUUCCCCGCCAACGUGGUGAUUGGGCCCAGCAAUCCUAACCCCCGGCCGUGUCCACCGGGAGCUCUCACGGCGCCGCUGGAAGAGAACUGCGAACCAGCGUGGGAAGGACCGGAGAGCUAUUACGUCAAGAUCCUCACCUCGAAGGGCUUCUCGACCCGGCAACGCGUCGACGCCGCGCUCGCUUACGGCGACUGGCUAGACUACAAAGGCUUGCACGACACCGCGGCCGAGAUGUACCGCUGGGGCAUCGACAUCGCCAGUUCCGCCGUCCCAGCACCUUCACAAACCAUCAUCGACGCCAGCACCGGCGUGCUGAAAUCCACAGACUCCGGCUCCCCAGCCCCUAUAACCCCGAACCUCGCGCACGCAACCACACAGCUAGCGCUCCACCACGCCCGCACCGGCGCCGUCGACAAGGCCCUCCCAAUCUUCCUAUCCGUACUCCGCGCCUACCGUUCCGCGCCCCUCGCCCCUCCUACCGCAACUCCCUCCCGCGCCUCCUCCUCCGACGCCGCACUCUCAGACGCAGGCCUCAUGGCCCUCGCAUCCUCCCUCCUCUCCUUCCUCCGUCCCACCCGCUACCCCGAUCCGCCACCCUCGGGAAACGAGCCGCUAGCCCGGGCCCCCGGGACCAGCUGCGACGAGGCCGGGCUCAUGACGUAUAUCGGCGAGAUCUUAUUCGCGACCUCCCCAGGGCAGCGGGAAGCCGGGCUGAGAUGGACGCGCGAGGCGGUCGAGGCCGCGGAGAGGGGGGUUAGGAGUAAGGCGGUUGUGGCGCCACAGGAGAAGGCGAGGUGUGCGGAGUGUCUGGAGACGGGGCUUAGUAAUAUGGUGCUGAUGCUUGAGAGGCUUGCGAAGGAGGAGGGGGGAAGUGACGGUGGUGCUAGGGCGGGCGCUGGGAAGCAAGGUGGGAGCUGGUCCGGGUUCUGGUCGGUGGGCCAGAGGGGUGCGGAGGGUGGCGAGGCGCCGGAUUGGGCGGAGGAGGCGAAGGAGGCGGAGGAGAAGUUGUUGGCGUUUAAGAGGGAGGGGUUGAGGGAGACGUUUGAGAAGUCGGCUGCAGUUGCUGGGAGUACUUGGGUGGGCUGA
This is a messenger RNA of Coniosporium apollinis CBS 100218, 1788 nucleotides long. RefSeq lists its product as uncharacterized. Bases 1 to 1788 code for a protein of 595 amino acids. Lineage: Eukaryota; Fungi; Ascomycota; Dothideomycetes. The transcript has a single exon. The record is from RefSeq and is a predicted model, not a curated record.